Molecule: messenger RNA, 2335 nt
Organism: Brachypodium distachyon (stiff brome)
Lineage: Eukaryota; Viridiplantae; Streptophyta; Magnoliopsida; Poales; Poaceae
Product: protein POLLEN DEFECTIVE IN GUIDANCE 1
Exons: 11
Coding region: 164-1942 (592 amino acids)
Biological process (GO): maintenance of protein localization in endoplasmic reticulum
Cellular component (GO): endoplasmic reticulum membrane
Source: RefSeq, a predicted model, not a curated record
ACACAAUAAACGCAGCAAAAAUAUUCUCCUCUGCGUCUGUUACUCCUCCGCCUCACCUUCCCCUCGGCUCCCGCUCCGCUCCUCGCCGCCGUGCGUCGGCGGCAAAACGCCCGCGCCUAGGGUUCGCGAGAGUUCUCUCUCGCCGCAUCGGCGGGCGCCGCCCAUGUCACUCCGAUCCAGCGACCGCAAGCUCUCAUUCGAGCUCCUCGCUACCGACCUCGACGACGACGACCUCGACGGCCUAUCCCCCCGCUCCCUCCCCGAGUCCUCCUCCGAUGGCCAGCGCCGUCGCAGGAGACGCGCCAAGCGCAAGCAGGGGUUCCAGAGCCCCCCGAUCGUGGAGGAGGAGCCGCGCGUGGACCGCGACGCGGCCGCGGCGGCGUUCAGGGUAACGGAUCUGAUGUCCGUCGUGGAGAAGGUGUGCCAGAGCUCGGAUGCGGAGAGGUCCGUGGCGAGCCGUGUGACGUACGUUGGGGUGGAGUUGAGGCAGAGGAGCGUCUCAGGGAAUGGGAGGGUGGUGGCAGCGCCUGCGGAAGACGCGACCAGCAGCUGCGGAAGCAGCGCACGGGAAAGCGCAGCGGCUGCCGCGGCGGUGGCUGAUGUGACGGACGCGGCUUGCCGACCUGAGGUGAACGGUGACGUCAAGAAACUGCAGAAGGAGGAGUCGCUGGACUGGGAAAAGUUCAUGAAGGAGAAUAGCAACAUUCUCGGAGAAGUUGAGCGCCUUGACAAUUCACCAUUCAGAUACUUCAUUGGAGAAUUGUAUAGUGGUAAUUCACUUAGAAGUACAAUAGCAGUGGGUAAUGAUAAGAAGCGGCAGAGGGUCUACAACACUAUGUUUCACGUGCCUUGGAGAUGUGAACGGCUAAUUGUCGCAGGAUUCUUUGUCUGCUUGGAUUCUUUUCUGUCUUUGCUCACCAUUAUGCCUGCAAGAAUUGUCAUGACAGUUUGGCGAGUGCUGAAAACCAGGCAGUUUCUGCGGCCAAAUGCUGCUGACUUAUCAGAUUAUGGAUGUUUUGUAGUUCUAGCCCUAGGGGUUGCUUCUUUGCAAAUGAUAGAUAUUAGUUUGAUUUACCAUGUCAUUCGCGGCCAGGGCACGAUCAAACUGUAUGUGGUAUACAAUGUACUUGAGAUAUUUGACAAACUAUGUCAAUCAUUUGGCGAGGAUGUGUUGCAAGUUUUGUUCAACUCAGCUGAGGGACUGUCAACAUGUUCAACGGAUAAUGCAACAUUUGAACUGAUGCGGUUCCUUUUAGACGAGGCUAUUGCUGUCGUUGCAUUUGUUGUCCAUUCAUUUGUCCUGUUAGCCCAAGCUAUCACCCUGUCAACAUGUAUUAUUGCCCACAACAAUGCACUAUUGGCCCUUCUGGUGUCCAACAAUUUUGCAGAGAUUAAAAGCAACGUAUUUAAGCGGGUUAGCAAAGAGAACCUUCACAAUUUGGUCUACUAUGACAUCAUCGAGAGAUUUCACAUCACAGCAUUUCUACUGUUUGUACUAGCUCAGAAUAUCUUGGAGGCAGAGGGACCAUGGUUUGACAGUUUUCUUGUUAAUGCCUCUUUGGUAUUUAUGUGUGAAGUACUUAUUGAUGCUAUUAAGCAUUCUUUCCUUGCAAAAUUUAAUGAGAUAAAGCCAGUUGCUUAUUCAGAGUUCUUGGAAGACCUAUGCAAGCAGAUUUUGAACGAGCAAUCUGAUGACCGUCAGAAGGAUCUAACAUUCAUCCCCCUAGCCCCUGCUUGUGUUGUAAUUCGUGUACUGACUCCAGUGUAUGCCACCCUCCUGCCCGUUGGCCCAUUCAUCUGGAGAACAUUCUGGAUUUUGCUCUGGUCAGUUCUGACCUACUUUAUGCUUGCCAUAUUCAAGAUACUAGUGGGAUUGGUACUGCGCUGCCUCGCGACUUGGUAUGUAAAUCUUCGCCUCACAAGAAAACAACAUGUGGACUGAGUACUUGGCACCGUAAUCCUGGUGUCAAGAUGACAUCCUUGCGAAAAUUUGCUGUGGUGCUUGAAGUACAGCAACCACUGCAUCGGUUGUGAGUUCAGUCAUACAUUGCCCUAUGACAGAAAAUUCUUUACAGUAUAGUACAGCAGAGAGGAAUAUGACAAAUAUCUUCUUUUUCCGUGACGUUCGAGGAACUGGGUAUAGUCCAAUUUUGCAGUGUUUAUAGUUUCUUUCUGUAAUCCUUCUGUUGAUAGUUCGUAGCUUCAUCCUAAAGUUAUAUCUGCUGCAACCUAGAGAAGAUUUUUUGCAAAAAGGCUUGUGAAUCUACCAAGACAUGAUUGUACAUUGCUACAUUUUAUUUGAGAAGAAAGAGGUUUCACCGCUGCGACUGUCAAA